CCACCUAUCACACGCGUUAUCACUCUCACUAUCGCUCGCCUUAGCACAACCCACCAUCAGGCAUAUCUCGACCAGAUCGCACGCAACACACGAGAGAGACAACUCGAUCAGCUGCGCUUCGACAAGGCCACCCGAACCCCUACCGAACUCGACCGCUUCGACGACUUUGAGCCCUCGGACAUCGACAUGGCUGGUCUCUUUGGUAGCGCCGCCUCUGCUGCAACCACUUCGGCCACUGCCACCCAAGGCAGCAUCGCCAACGAUGUCACCCUCAACCAAUCGCCCUCAGACGGCAUCCAGGACUUGAGCUUCUCGCCCGUGUCUGGCCAUCUCUCAGUCGCGUCAUGGGACAACAAAGUCUACAUCUACGAGGUUCAGAGCAAUGGUGCCAACGAAGGAAAGACUCAGAUCGACCUCAAGGCCCCCGCCCUGAGCACCUGCUGGUCAAAGGACGGAAGACAAGUCUUUGGCGCCGGUGCCAACAACCAAGUCAUAAUGAUGGACCUCGGCAAUGGUGGAGGCACCACUCAGACAGUCGCCGCCCACGACCAACCCAUCAAGUGCGUGGAAAGCAUCAACGCCGGCGGCCAACAAAUGAUCGUCACUGGUUCCUGGGACAAGACUAUCAAAUACUGGGACUGCCGCCAACAAAACCCCGUCGCCUCAGUUCAAUGCAAGGACCGCGUCUAUGCCAUGGACACUCGCGACCAGCUUCUUGUCGUCGCUACUGCCGAUCGCUGGGUCGAGAUCUUCAACCUCAACCAGCCCGGCACUGCCUACAAGCAGAUUCAGAGUCCUCUCAAGUGGCAGACCAGAACCGUCAGCUGUUUCGCCGAUGCCACCGGUUUUGCCAUUGGCUCCAUUGAAGGCAGAUGUGCCAUCCAAUACGUCGAGGAAAAGGACUCGAGCUCCAACUUCUCCUUCAAGUGCCAUCGCCAAAACUCACCCAACCAGCGUGACGUGUCCAACGUCUACUCGGUCAACUCCAUCUCCUUCCACCCCGUCCACGGUACCUUCAGCACAGCCGGUAGCGACGGCACCUUCCACUUCUGGGACAAGGACGCCAAGCACCGUCUGAAGGGUUACCCUGAAGUUGGCGGCAGCAUCUCCUGUACAGACUUCAACCACGACGGCUCCAUCUUUGCCUACGCCGUUUCCUACGAUUGGCACCAGGGCUACGCAGCAAAGACCCCCAAUUACCCCAACAAAGUCAUGUUGCACGGCAUCUCUGGCGACGAGUGCAAGCCUAGACCCAAUUCCAAGAAGCGAUGA
This is a messenger RNA of Aureobasidium uvarum, 1272 nucleotides long. NCBI's taxonomy places the organism in Eukaryota, Fungi, Ascomycota, Dothideomycetes, Dothideales, Saccotheciaceae. The record is from the annotation of a GenBank genome assembly.